Messenger RNA from Homarus americanus (American lobster), 7904 nucleotides. RefSeq names its product tyrosine-protein phosphatase non-receptor type 11-like. Gene Ontology annotation, molecular function: protein tyrosine phosphatase activity. The transcript has 12 exons. The coding region runs from base 671 to 2803 and encodes 710 amino acids. NCBI's taxonomy places the organism in Eukaryota, Metazoa, Arthropoda, Malacostraca, Decapoda, Nephropidae. Gene Ontology annotation, biological process: protein dephosphorylation. The record is from RefSeq and is a predicted model, not a curated record.
CAGCAACCUACCCACCCACCCGGCCCACCAGCCACUUGCAGUGCUCGCCGUUCCCCACUGGUCACGGUGCCCCUCCGUACAACUAGUUACAUUUGGUGUUUCUCCUCUUUUGGUCACGUCUGUGUUUGGCACUGCAGUUAACGUACAAAUUUGGUAUGAAGAAGUUAUGGGAAUAGAAAAUUUAUUCUGAUACUGGCUAAAUAUGGAAGUGAACUGCAUCAUGUGCUUUUGAUUUGCAAAAAUAAUUUUGAAAGAAAUAUAAAAUGUUGCAUACAGUCUUUUGCAAAUAUUAUUUCAAUGAAUAUAUUUUUGAAAUUAAUAAAAAUUUAGUUGGGCACAUAAACAAGAAAAGAAAACUACAUAGUGACUGAGGAAGGAUUACUGUAUUAUUUAAAGACAAAAAACGGAACUGUAUUGAUAGUUUUUUUAAGAAAAACUGAAGUGGUAUGUUUACUUGAAGUGAGCAGAAAUUUCGUAACCACUAACCAUGAACCCAGUAUGUGCUUAAUAAGAAGACCAGUCUUACCAUAUAAUUAAUGGAUGGGGUGGAACACCAGUCCAGAUACUAUGGAAACUUGAAAAUUAUAAUGGAAAAAUUAGUUAAUGGUAAGGUAAUACAAAGAGGCUUGUUGUGUGAGUGUUGGGUGUGGUGUGAGGUGGGAGAGUCAUCAUGAUGACCCAGAAGAUGUGGAACCGCCUCCACUCUCUAUACCACAAGGUGGUGGGUGGCGUGGCCAGCAUCUCUGACCACGACCACCAGCUACAGGGUGCUACCAAGCGCUCACCAGAAUUGAUCGCCAUCAAGUUGAAAGGCAGAUGGUUCCACCCGAACGUGUCGGGAUUGGAGGCAGAGGUGCUCUUGAAGGAGCGAGGCAUCGAAGGCUCCUUCCUUGCACGUCCCUCCAAGUCAAACCCUGGCGACUUUACUCUGUCAGUACGACGGAAUGGUGAAGUAACUCACAUAAAAAUCCAGAAUAUGGGUGAUUUUUAUGAUUUAUAUGGAGGAGAGAAGUUUGCAACAUUGGCCGAGCUUGUACAGUUUUAUAUGGAAAACCAGGGUCAGCUGCGUGAAAAGAAUGGAGAAGUCAUUGAACUCAAGUUUCCACUGAAUUGUGCAGACCCUACAACUGAGAGGUGGUUUCAUGGUCAUCUGUCCGGCCGUGAAGCAGAGAAACUGAUAUUGGAAAAGGGCAAGAAUGGUAGUUUUUUAGUGCGAGAAUCGCAGAGUAAACCUGGAGACUAUGUGUUGUCUGUACGCACCGAUGAUAAGGUUACACAUGUUAUGAUCAGAUGUGUGGAUAAUAAAUAUGAUGUUGGUGGUGGAAGAAAGUUUGACACUCUCAGUGAGUUGGUGGAACACUACCGACGGAAUCCAAUGGUAGAACAAUCUGGUACUGUUGUUCCCUUGAAAAUGCCCUUUAAUGCUACAAGGAUCAAUGCACGAGGCAUUGAUAGCAGAGUGCGAGAGCUGUCGCGUCGACGCCAGACAAGUUUUGACCCGUCAUUACAGAAGGAGCAUCAGGUACCCACUAUGGGGAAGGCUGGAUUCUGGGAGGAAUUUGAAUCCCUGCAGCAGCAAGAAUGUAAGCAGUUAUACUCCCGCAAGGAAGGACAGAAACCAGAAAAUCGUAACAAGAAUCGUUACAAGAAUAUUUUACCAUUUGAUCAUACACGGGUCAUACUACGAGAAACAGAUCCAGGCAUUCCAGGGUCUGAUUAUAUCAAUGCCAAUCUCAUUUCAAGUGAAGAGGAUGCUGGGAUUGAGGCUAAAACCUAUAUAGCUACACAGGGUUGUUUACCUUCCACCUGUGCUGACUUCUGGUGGAUGGUGUGGCAGGAGAACACAAGAGUCAUUGUCAUGACAACUAAAGAAGUGGAACGAGGGAAGAAUAAGUGUGGUCGUUACUGGCCUGAAGAAGGUUCAAGUAAGGAGUAUGGACGUAUCACAGUUCGUAACAUUUCAGAGAGUUCAAACAAUGACUACAUCCUACGAGAAUUUCUUGCCAUCAAAGACGACUUACCUGAGAGAAAAGUAUUCCAUUAUCAUUUUACUGCUUGGCCAGACCAUGGUGUUCCGUCCGAUCCUGGAUGUGUUCUGAAUUUCCUACAUGAUGUCAACAAACGACAAGAAGACAUACCAUCAGCUGGGCCUGUGGUUGUCCAUUGCUCAGCUGGUAUUGGGCGCACAGGAACAUUCAUUGUCAUUGAUAUGAUUCUUGAUCAGAUAAAGAGACAGGGUCUUGAUUGUGAAAUUGACAUACAGCGCACAAUCCAAAUGGUUCGAUCACAGCGUUCUGGAAUGGUACAGACAGAAGCGCAAUAUAAGUUUGUUUACCUGGCUGUCGAGCACCAUAUAGAAACUGUUCAACAGCGUAUAUCAGCAGAGCAGAAGAGCUUGCAGCUGGGUCGUGAGUACACAAACAUAAAGUAUAGUAGUGAGGCUGCAGGAGGCAUAGAGAUGGGAAAAUCUCUGUCACGAUCAACCAUCUCACUUCCCACAACACCGUCGACCACUCCACGUGAUCCUAAACGACCUACUUCAACUGCAACGCUACCUAAAACACAAUCAGAAAAUCAUCUACCAAGGCCUCCUGAUGAAGUUCUGAAGCAGAUCUAUGAAAAUGUUCCUCCGGCUGUGAAAGAGAAGAAGACAAAAUCUGCCACGAUGUCCCCAACGACACCUACAUCCCCCACCUUUCCUACACCUCCCAUUAGUUUUCCUACUGCUCCAGUUGGUGCCAGUGCAGCUUUCUCUUCUCCUGCUGCUGCACCACGCCCCUCUAUGCCACCACGGGCCACCUGACAAAAAAGUUCAGAGUAGAAAGAGUUUCUCAUGAGCUAUGUUUCUGGUUUCUGUUUGGGUCAGUUCUGUUAAAUUCCUAACUUUUAAAAGUGUUAGAGAAACCUUAAAUGGACAAAAUAAAUAUCUCUCCAUGUACUAGUUAUUUACUGAAAUUUGCAGGACCUUUCUGCUCUGAACAAGUGGACUGUCUCUGAGUUGCUGAUAAAUUUUUGUACAAAUAUUGACAGGCUGGGCCUACUGAUAACGAGUUUAACAGAAGACGAAGCUGUAAUUUUUAUUGAAAUGAAGAUGAGCUCUAAAAUCAGAUAAAAAUCAUUUGCUACUAUUGUCUCGUCUGAAUCUGCUGCAGAUUGCAUUGCUAGUCAACUGCAUUUUUGGUUAUUAGUUACUAGAACUACGAUGUCCGACACAAAAAUAACGAGACUGACCCUAUAACUCGGGAACCAAGAGUGGUAGGGGAGGGACAAACAGACGGUUAUUGAACAUGCUUUAACCUGUCACAGUGUGACAAGGCUCAACUCGAUAGCUUCACUCAGUACAAGUGGACACAUGUUGAAGUAUAGAAGUGUUCUUAUGCUCCGUCGGAAAAUGUCGGACUGCAAAACUGAGCAACGAGUUAACAUCAAGUUUCUCGUUAAACUUAAGAAAUCCUUGAUGGAAGCUUUUCAAUUAUUGACUGAGGCUUAUGGUGAAGAUUGCAUGUCUCGUGCUCGCGGUUUUGAAUGGCACAAACGAUUUUCGGAAGAUGAUAACCGCCCAGGCUUUCCACUCACAGCACUUACCGAUGACAACACUGAAAAAGUGUGAGAUGUGAUUAGGUUGGGUGUUCAAGCAAUAGCCGAGAAAGUUAAUUUAGACAAAGAAAGUGUUCGACACAUUCUAACGGAAGAAUUGCACAUGACAAAGGUUUGUGCAAAAAUGGUUCCAAAAUUGCUGUCAGAUGAACAACGCGCCAGCCCACAACCCUGUGUCUGUGAAGCAGUUUUUAGCCAAUAAAAACAUCACUGCUUGAGCAUCCACCCUAUUUGCCAGACCUGGCUCCCUGCGACUUCUACCUCUUCCCAAAGAUCAAGUCAGUGCUCAAAGGAACCAAUUUUUUGUCGGUAGAAGAGGUGAAAGCAAAAACGACGGAGCUCCUCAACAGCCUUACAGAACUUGAUCUGCGGAAUUUCUUUGAACUGUGGCAGCAUCGUAUGCAGCUGUGUUUCAACAAAGAAGGUAAUUACUUUGAAGGCAAUCACAGUUGAUUUUCUUAAUUUGGUAAAUAAAAAGUUACAGCAUCAGUCUCGUUUUUUGUGUCGAACCUCGUGUAAAGCCUCUACAGUUUUCAAAUGAGAUUUACAAAAAUUAAUUCCUCUUGUCUUGCUCUGAGAGAGCACUUGAAUGCAUUGGUGUUGGGAAUGUCAUUGCUGAAGCUUAGAGGGCUAUAAAUUCCUGAUAAGAUUAUAUUUGUGUAUCAGAACAUGUAAAUAUAUAAGUGGUUCUGAAGCUGUACCUGAUGUGACCACACAGAGAAUAAAGCACUCCAGUCCAAUUAUAAAAAUCACCAAUGCAUCUCAAUGCAAUUUUUUCCUAAGAAUUUCAACAUUUAAUAUUGUUUAUACAUUCCAAAGUGAGAUAGUGUUCUGUUUUUCAACUGUAUCUAGUGAGGUGAAAUAUUUUCCAAUUCUAUUUUGAUGAUUCACUCAAUUUUCAUUUUUGCUUCAUGACAGCUAAUUAAAUACUGUAUUUUUCCUUAUUUCUAGAAUGUGAAUAAUGUUUAUAGACAAUAUACAGUAAUGAGACAGGAGAGUGAUCCUUAUUGGUUAUAGUUGAAAAAGGGAAUCUUAUACUGUAAUAAGCAUUUCUUUCUCGUCAUCCUCAAGUGAGCAAUUUGUCCAUAUUCAUAAUUUUUUCUCAGAUGUCUUCUUUACAGGCCUGCAUAUACAUCGUGGUGUUUCCCUUACUGGUUUAAAGUUAAAAAAUCUUCAUGAGGGCCAUUUUUUUUCCUUUAGAUGGCACUACUUUUGAUAUGACUAUCCAGUAGUUUUGAUGAGUGAUCCAUUAAGAAAAUUUGUACUGUAUUAUAAAUUACUGUCCAUGAAUUACAUAAACAUUUUUUUAAAUGUAAUUGGUUCUUUAAUUUGAGGUCUAUUAACUAUGUACUCUGCUUUUGAAAGUAAAAGAAAACAUUUACACUUCUGCAAUGCUGGCUGUUAUAUAAUGAUAUUGUGAUGCUUCAAGAUAGAUUGCCUCAACAGGUUUUCAUGGUACUGUACAGUAAUAUAUAUAUACUGUACAUGUUCUGUGGCAUUGCCUGACCUCUACUCUGAAACAAAUAAGCAGACACUUAUCAUGUAACUGGUAAUUUAGUAGUCAGCAAAUUCAAAAUCAGUACUGCUCAAAUAUCAUUAGCCUCUCAAAUGUUGUGGAAAAAUAGUAGGUAGUGGUUCCAAUUCAGAAGAUAAUUUUCAAUCCGAUUAAUGUAUUUUCAUAUAUGCAGAAGUGCUAAUUCUGCUUGAACAUUGGUUGAAGUUUAUUUUUAUCUUCCUCAAGAAUCCUUUGAUAUUUAACUCAACAAUUUUUUGAGAAUGUACAACAUGGUAUGUGUCAUUCUCAUUGAUACUUUUGUGUUGAAUAAUAUUUUGGAUAAGCUUGCUAAAUAAACCUGUGUAAGAUGCAGUUCUGGUUGUUGAAGAUAUCAGAAACUUUUCUUUCCAACAAGUCCUAAAGUUUGCAUUUAUAUUUAAUUAUGGUUUAUCAGUUGCCUGAAUUUUUAGGAUGAUAAAGCAAGCACAUCAAAAGCACAUAUUUUAUAUUAUCUAAAGAAAGUCUGCAAUACUGAUCCUCAAAGGAUGACUCAUUAUUUAAGAGAAGAAAUUCAUUCCCCUCUUAAAAGUUACCUUGCACACUAUGAUUACAUUUAUACUAUCAUUAGCUUUCCAAAAUAUGGUUCUCUGUUGCCAAAGGGGUAUGAAUCUGUUUGGUGUAGUAAUUCCAAGUGAAUAUGCACUUCAAUGACUUAUUUUAUGUUUCAUUGCAUUUUCUAAAGCCAAGUAUCAUUAAAGGUGAUUUCAGCAUACUGUAUUAUAUGCUGCAUGGCUUUGGAAGUGCAGCUGUGCACAAAAAGUCUUCUGGUUGUUAUGUGUGUGCCAAAUAAUGCAUCUUCUGUACUGUUGUGCUACUGUGCUUACAUGUAUCGUGCUCUCUGAUGACUGCAAGUCCACACAUUAGAGGAAUUACAACUUUGGUGUUUAUCUUCAGUGUUCAAAGACAUGCCAUUCAUUUGGAUGAAAUCCUUCACAUUCUUAUUUAUUAAUUGCAAUAUUACACUCUUCUUGACAUGCCUAUAAUUAGGCUGUUCCUGUGCUUGUCUUACCUUACCAUGUUGCUCAUCACAUCUUGUGGUUGAAUGUUAUGCUUGGGGAAAAAUUAUUAAAAUUGUUGUAUACAUUAAAUCUCAUACAUGGACAGUUAAUUGUAUUGUGAGCAGCUGGACUAGUUGUACUUCGAUGUAUAGCAGUAACCAUAUGCUAUCUCUGAUUUCAAAGAAAAUAUGGAUUAAGGAUAUCAACUUAUAAAGAAAUGAUGUAGUGUUAUGAGUGUUGUGUGAAGUAUAAACAUGUUUUCUAGUAAAUGGACAAUGACUAGCCAACAUUUAUAUGGUGGUAAGCCCAGUUAUCAUCAUAGUCAUAAAUAAUGCUGCUACAAAUAUUUGAUUCCAAUUCUUAAGUGAUAUAAAAUGAUUACUCUAUUUUCCGUAAUAUUUUUUGAAUCCCAAUAUGUUUUCAGCUUAAUAUAUUUACAGGGAUUUCUAUGUCCAUGUACAGUAUAUCCUAUUUAAGGUAUUCAUGCUUUUUUUUUUUUUUUUUUUCCUUCAGAUGUAAUGCAUUAUAGGAUGUUACCAAGCUCAAAACAGUGUGAACAACUUGAUAUACCUAGUUGAAAUUUUUGGGUAAUGCUUUUAUAUUUUAUUAUAGCAAAAUAGAUUUGUAAUUGGUAUGCUUUUUGGAUGCCAUGGUUUUAAAGUUGAAAAUCAGCAAUUCAUUUGUGACAUCAUCUUCCAUUAAUCAUAUGUUAAAAUGUAAUCUAUAGUUAAUAUUUAUUUUUCUGCCUUUGUUAUUGUGAAUUACAGGGGAGCAUCGACUAUCCAUGAUAAACAGUUAAAAACCUUGUCUGGUGGCUGUAACUAUAGACUGGAAAUGUAAUUUUACCACUCCCAUCAUUUUUGUUGAUAUGAUUGUUCAGCAAAAUAGAAAGCUAUUUAAGAGAGAAAAUAUAAUCAAAAUAGAAAACCAUUUAGGAAGAUAUAAAAGCAGUUAUCUUUAGUUAUUUUGAUUAUCACUUAAUUUUGUCUUAGAUUCCAGCAAUAUAAACAUUUGUAAAUAGAGGUUUCAUUUUAACUGUACAUAGUUGUUUGACUCAGAUCAUGAAUUCCUUGUACUUUGUUCAUGCCACCCUUGGAGCCAUCAAGAGGGGUUCACUCAUAUCUGUUAUAAUCAAUUUAGCAUUGCUGUAUCCCUGUUCUCCUGUUGUUAUCAGUUUUUUAGAUGUGAGAUACAUUCAAUUGCUGUUUAAUAUGAUAAUAAUGGAUAGUCGAUGCUGUGCUGUACACUAAUUUGAAGAAUUUUUUAGUUUCUUUGUAUUUGGAAUAGCACCAGGAAGUCAGUUACUAGAUAAAUUAAAAGUUCUCUGUUUGUGUCGAAUUAAGAGAUGCACCAAGACUUUAAUAAGAAAGACAAUGCUUUUAAUGAUUUUUACAAGAAGAAAUGCCAUAACUUUUAGCAUAUAACUUGCUGAAUUAAUGGUUUCAGUGUGCAUUGAAAGUUGUUUGAGGGAUCAACCAGUGUGUCCAAGAUUAUUCAAAGGUUUCCCAGCACAGGAGAGAGAGUAUCAGGGAUAAAGUGUUAGAUGUCUAAGAGAUGACUACCUGAUGUAUUUAGUUUUCAUUCCUUUGUUUUAUCAAGCCCUCUUUCUGUGUCGUCAUAUAUUGUCUUUACAUUUCAUUGUAGCAGUAUCCCUCGACAUGCAACAUAAGUAUGUUCUGUGGAUGUUAUUGCUUUGUGCUCUAUACAAAUUCCCUGUUGACUGUUCUGAAAUAUACAGAUUUUAUUGUAAUUUA